CAGGACGCCGCUAGAGCUGGGGCUGCCGCACCCUCCACCUGCUUCUCCAAAGGCCUUCCCGGACGCCUGGCUCGGGCCCAGCCUGAGACUCCGCCAUGCCCUGGAGGAGGCGCAGGAACCGGGUGAGUGCCCUGGAGGGCGGCCGGGAGGAAGAGGCGCCCCUGGAGGUUGCCGCUGUGCCUUCGGCGCUGUUAACGUCCCCGCAGCAGACGGAGGCGGUGGCCGAACGGAUUCUGCUCCGGGGCAUCUUCGAGAUCGGGAGGGACAGCUGUGACGUGGUGCUGAGCGAGCGAGCACUGCGGUGGCGGCCCAUUCAGCCCGAGCGCCCGGCGGGUGAUUCUAAGUAUGACUUGCUAUGUAAAGAAGAAUUUAUUGAACUCAAAGACAUAUUCUCUGUGAAACUGAAACGGCGUUGUUCUGUUAAACAGCAGAGAAGUGGUACUUUAUUAGGUAUCACACUCUUCAUCUGCUUGAAAAAGGAACAAAAUAAACUAAAGAAUUCUACACUUGAUCUUAUUAAUUUAAGUGAAGACCACUGUGACGUAUGGUUUAGACAGUUCAAGAAAAUAUUGGCAGGCUUUCCAAACAGACCGAAGUCAUUAAAAAUACUCCUUAACCCCCAAAGUCACAAAAAAGAAGCUACCCAGGUUUAUUAUGAGAAGGUUGAACCUCUGUUGAAGCUUGCAGGAAUAAAAACUGAUGUAACAAUAAUGGAAUAUGAAGGGCACGCUCUGUCACUGCUUAAGGAAUGUGAACUCCAGGGAUUUGAUGGUGGGCAUCGGAAACCAUUGUUUGCAAUACAUUGGAGUGUACAGAGACUGUUCACUGGCAUGCAAACAUUAGAACCAAGUGUUGUCUGUGUUGGUGGAGAUGGAUCUGCUAGCGAAGUAGCCCAUGCUUUGCUUCUGAGAGCUCAGAAGAAUGCUGGGAUGGAAACAGACCGAAUCCUGACUCCUGUCAGAGCGCAGCUUCCACUUGGCUUAAUACCAGCAGGAUCUACUAAUGUAUUGGCACAUUCUCUUCAUGGAGUUCCUCAUGUGAUAACUGCAACAUUGCACAUUAUAAUGGGGCAUGUACAGUUGGUCGACGUCUGCACCUUCAGCACCGCUGGCAAGCUUCUUCGCUUUGGGUUCUCAGCCAUGUUUGGCUUUGGUGGAAGAACUUUGGCUCUGGCAGAAAAAUAUCGAUGGAUGUCCCCUAACCAACGGAGAGAUUUUGCUGUUGUUAAGGCACUGGCAAAACUUAAGGCAGAAGACUGUGAAAUAUCAUUUUUACCAUUUAACAGCUCUGAUGAUGUGCAAGAAAGGAGGGCACAGGGAUCUCCCAAAUCUGACUGUAAUGAUCAAUGGCAAAUGAUCCAGGGUCAGUUCUUGAAUGUCAGCAUUAUGGCAAUUCCUUGCCUGUGUUCAGUGGCACCUAGAGGCUUGGCACCUAAUACCAGAUUGAAUAAUGGAAGUAUGGCUCUUAUAAUUGCCCGAAACACUUCUCGACCAGAAUUUAUAAAACACCUGAAAAGAUAUGCCAGUGUAAAAAAUCAGUUCAAUUUUCCAUUUGUUGAGACUUACACUGUUGAGGAAGUAAAAGUUCAUCCAAGGAAUAAUACUGGUGGAUAUAAUCCAGAGGAGGAGGAGGAAGAAACUGCUUCAGAAAAUUGUUUCCCUUGGAAUGUAGAUGGUGAUUUAAUGGAAGUUGCAUCAGAGGUCCAUAUUAGAUUGCAUCCAAGACUUAUCAGUCUUUAUGGAGGAAGCAUGGAAGAAAUAAAUGAUUCCAAAGUAACAUGUAAUUGUUUCUAAAAGAAAUGUACAAACUAGAAUUUUAAUAUAAAGAAAUAUGGCCAUGCUUUAAACCUGUGGUCCCCAUCCUUUUUGGGACCAGUUUCAUGGAAGACAGUUUUUCCCUGGAUGGGGGAAUGGUUUCAGUAUGAACUGUUCCACCUCAGAUCAUCAGGCAUUAGAUUCUCUUAAGGAACAUGGCACUCUAGAUCCCUCACAUACCAGUUCAUGAUACAGUUUGCACUUCUAUGAGAAUCUAAUGCUGCUGCUGAUCUGACAGGGGGAGGAACUCAGUAAUGCUCCAUUGCUCUAACCUCCCACUGUGUGGCCAAACAGAUAUCCUAAUAGAAAUUGCUAUUUUUGAUGUUACUAACAAUUUAGCCUCUAGGGCUUUAAAAGUCAAGAUGAAAUAUCAAUUCAAAUUCUGGUUUUUUACAAUGUGUUUAUUGGACACACAAAAAACUUUGCAACCAUCAUAAUACAUCAAUAUUUAACCUAGAUAAUUCUGAAAUAAUACAGAUUUCAUAAGUCUGCCUUGAUUUACUGCUCCCUAAUCCAGAGCAGUUAAAUUUCAAAAUCACAGUUAGUUAUAUAGUCUACCUGCCCAAAAAGAAUAACCCAUCUUAAAGUGGUAGGGUUUUAAAAUUCAUCAUACGUAACAAAGUUGAUAACAAAUACUAUUUUGAACUGGGCAAAAUCUAGCCCAAUAUGUAAUUGUGUUCCCCUUGUAUCUGAGAGGCCUGUGUUGGACAAUCAUAGGUACUCUGCUUUCACUGUACUCAAAUAACCUGAAAUAUAUAGUUGUUUCUGAGUAGGAAAGAACCAAAUUUAAAUUUCUUUAGAGACCAUCCUGGAGAAGACAGUUCUGAAUCGGGGCUUGAUUUUUCAUCUAUGAUCCUAGAUGUUCUCCUGAAAGAAGGACUAGCCUUUUUAUAAUGAUAUAAAGUUUAUUCCUGUGUAUACACACUCUGGAUUCAGGAGGUUUUGUGCUUGUGUUUCACUACUCAAAUGCCUUCACAAAUCUCAGAACAUUCCUCACCAUCACUGCAGGCCUGUGAACAGAACUUUCAUCAAUUAGGAUGACUGGCUAGUGGCAGGGACUUCAUAUAAAGAAAUCUUUUCCAGAAUUGUUUUUCCAAAUUGCCUUCUAAUUUGAUCACUUCCUAUAACAGAUGUUCAAAAUUCGGCUACAGCUCUCUUGUGAAGACAGAGUCAGAUAAAAUUAUAUUCUGCAAUUAUCUAGAUCAUAAGCAUAAAAUAAAUAUUACAAACAUGAUUGUAUUUAAAGAAAUUAUUUAAAAUCCAGAAAGUCAUUUAAAAUAGAACCUCAUAUAGUAUGAACAAACUAUAAAAAUAUUUUACCUGUCACUUAACAUUUCAUGAAAAUUUUGAUGUCUUAUUUAUAUUCACUGUAUACAAAUUGAAUCAGUAUCUUUCAGCUAAAUUUAUGAAUUUUGUUUCUUCAUUUCCAUGAUUUGUAAAGAGUAACAAAGAAUUACAUCCAAGCAAAUAUUUGUGUGACAGUCAAUAUUUUACAUAGUACAUAAUAUGUACAUAAUAUGUAUGAAGUAUAGGCCCCCUAGUCUUUGCACAGCUUUGAUUUUAAAGUUAUUAGUGAGGUAUGGUUUCUGUAUUUUUAAAAUCAGUGUAUAUCAGGUAAAGUGCAACACUCACAAUCUUUUGUUUCAGAAUAUAAAUUCAAAUAUUUUAUAACAAAAGAUUUGAAGAUGGUUCUUAACUAUUUACUCCUGGGUAUGCUUGAUAAAGGUGUGUUAUAGGAAGAAUGGUAAAUAUAUACCUACAUAAAAACACAUGUGUAUAUAUACAGAAAGAUGGGGAAAUCCAUAGCUGUAUAAAAAAAUAAUUAUCCAGAAGUCAUUUCACUAAGCUCAAACCAGUGUGCAUGUUCAGUCUGAAGUUUGCCAAUUAGGCCUAUAAUAUUCAUAG
Molecule: messenger RNA, 3719 nt
Organism: Pongo pygmaeus (Bornean orangutan)
Lineage: Eukaryota; Metazoa; Chordata; Mammalia; Primates; Hominidae
Gene: CERKL
Product: CERK like autophagy regulator
Exons: 14
Coding region: 96-1793 (565 amino acids)
Biological process (GO): sphingolipid metabolic process; phosphorylation
Molecular function (GO): lipid kinase activity
Source: RefSeq, a predicted model, not a curated record